AAGAAAAUGGCGUAACUCAGUUUCCCAUUAUAGACUCAAAGCAAAGGACGGACGAAUCUUUCAGAAAUCAAGAGCAGCCUGGUCAUCAUAAAAGAAGAUCUCCUCUUUUAAAUAGCAAUGUCGGAUUUAAUAUUAACGUGUAAGCCUUUUCAAUUAGUCCACUUUACUUCGUCCGGUAAAAGUCGGAUAACUCGAACAGUAGAUAUAACAUUACUGAAAUGGAUUAAUUUUGAUAACAAAAAAAAGCAGUUUUUAACAAAGUAUAUGCCCCCUCCGUACAAUGAGGAAACUAAUAAAUUGUUGUACGAUUUAAUACAAAAUAAUGAAGAUGCACUUGACAGAAAUUGGCCAGAGUAUGUUGUUAAAAUUGUUGGUCAUGCAGAUACAUAUGAACAAGCUGUCAUGGGAUUAAACGAACUCAAGAUUAAGGAAUUCGCAUAUACAGAAACGGAAGUAAACCCCGAGAAAAGGGCAAAAUUAGCAGCAAGUAAAAUUAAACAACAGUUGAUGUCUUUGCCAGAUUUAAACAGUAUUAUGAAUGUUUCCACAAUUGGAGAACCCCAGCCUGGUAUUUCAGGAGUUAAAUCAAAAAAUGUAUCGAAUUCUAAACAAUACAGAAACUCUACGACUUUUUCAGACAAAACAGCAGUAUACUACGAUUCUCAAAAUAGUGACAAUUCUCUUUCCAAAGUUAGCAGCAAAAGGAAUAAGGCAAAAAAAAAUUCUAAUGCUCAGCGCAAUAAUAUAGUCAGUCAGACGUCAGACGUCAAUCGUCUGAAAAAUAAUAUAGUAGAUUCUGAUUCGUCAGAAAAUCAUGAUCCUGUUCCCAAAAAAAGAAGAAGGAAGAUGCUAAAAAAUAAUUCUAAAACUCAAAGAAAUCCAACACGUGAAUAUUCUGACGAGGAUGUCUCGACAGAAGAUCUACACGGAAAAACCUUUGAGAAGUCUGCCUUCCCACUGUCACAAAAUUUCGCUUCUCACUGCAUGGAAAGUCUGAUCGCCCGCCACUGGGUGCGUAGCAUUACCGUUUUCGAUAGACAAACUUCCCAAAAAGUUUAGAAAAUUACAACUGGGUACGUUGCAACGUACCCAGUUGUAAUUUUGACUGACUUGACACUGGGUGACCAUGGUCACCCAGUUUGGGAGUGCAGAUGAACAAGUUUAGUGGUGGCGCUGACGCAUAAGUUUCGGGUGAGCAGACUGCUUAAAGGUUUUUCCGUGUAGACUUUGAGGUUACAGAUGUAAAAAAGAACGUCUUAGGGAAUCCCCGAACUCAGACUCACAGCCUAAUUGAAGAAACACGUGAUAAAAACACAUAUUCACAUAAUGAAAGUCGUAAAUGUGAAAAAAAUUUUUCUGUUGUAAUGCGAGAAAUAAAAUCAUUACGAAUUGAAGUUAAGGACGUAAUGGAUAAUACAAAAUUAUUAAUUGGAAUGAUUGAAAAUCUUGAGAUUCUGAACAUGGCCAACAAAAAAAGUUUCGAGGAAGAAUAUAAAUUAAAUCUGCCUCUGCAAACUUUUGACGACCUUGCAAAUCUUAAUGAGAAACUUGUAAAUGAGGAGUGCAAUAACCAUUUUAAGGCGUCUUUAAAAUUAUCGUUAAAUAAAGAUGUUGGGAUUAGAAAAGUUCUAAAUGCAAUAAUCAAGAAAUAUCUAUCCAGAGAUAUUGCAAUCAAAUUAACUGCAAUAAAGCCAAGUCCUGGCAAAACGAUUUUUAAAAACAUGAAAAUGUGUUCGAGCUUAUUGGAGGUUGCCAUUGCAAAAUUUCAAAUUGAUGAUGAUGAAGUACUCUCUCACCUUGGCGUUAUUUUUAGAAAUUCAAAGGAUUGGGAUGGCCAUCGAAAUCGAAGAAAAAAUGAUAACUAGUUAAUAAUUUUCAAAAUUUAUUAACUAUUUAAUUCUCCUACAGUCAAACCUGUCGGAAUGCAACUCUAAUUUUUAAGCUUUUUAUUUAGAAAAGUCUAACAUGAAUUAUUUUCACUUAGUUUACGAAUAAUAUAAAAAUAUUAUAAAAUUAAAUUAUAAAACAAUUUUUAAGUAUUGUUUACUGUAAUAAAAUUUUAUAAAUUGAGUUGCAUUUCGACAAGUGCCACUGUAAUUUAAUUUUUCGUUUUAUUAAUUAACUUACAAAUAUAUAAAAUCGUUGAUACUUCUUGAAAAGUCAUCCAAGGAUUCGGAUAGACAUUGCGAUAAAAGAAAGAACAAAGAAAUUGAUCAUUACCAUAGAUAAGUUAAUAAUUUUCAAAUGUUGAUCGUUUUAAAAUUUUAAA
Molecule: messenger RNA, 2269 nt
Organism: Leptopilina heterotoma
Lineage: Eukaryota; Metazoa; Arthropoda; Insecta; Hymenoptera; Figitidae
Exons: 9
Coding region: 118-1059 (313 amino acids)
Source: RefSeq, a predicted model, not a curated record